This is a messenger RNA of Habropoda laboriosa, 1368 nucleotides long. RefSeq lists its product as uncharacterized. NCBI's taxonomy places the organism in Eukaryota, Metazoa, Arthropoda, Insecta, Hymenoptera, Apidae. The record is from RefSeq and is a predicted model, not a curated record. Bases 1 to 1368 code for a protein of 455 amino acids. The transcript has 6 exons.
AUGAAGUACUCGGCUUUCUGUAUCAUCCUGCUGGCUAUCAGCGAGCCUCUACUCGUCCAUGCUAAAAAGGUGAUACUGGUGAUACCUCAACAGACGAGACGUAUGGGACCACCCUGGCGAUCUGUGGGUCCCCAACGUUAUAGGAAAUCGUCUCAAGAAGUUCAAUAUCAGAGAUACCACGGUCCUCCGGGUCAUUAUCAUCAGAAGAAACCGGUGUACGUAAAUCCACCGUUUCCACAUGGAGGAGACGAUUUCGAUCAAGGACACGAACGCGUGAACCACGUGCGGAUUCCUCAUGGAAAAGGUGUCAGUCACGCGGUUACGUACGGGAAGGGUUACGUACCUUACGAUCAGAUCAAGGGCACAUUUUCACUUGGCCGCGAGAGACAUCAAAGCCAACAGGAGCAGAAACCCCAGCAGUCAGAACCAGAGUACUCUUCAUCCUCCUUCACCUCAUCAGACGCCGACUAUUCACCUUCAGGACACUCCUACGAAUCCACGCAACCGGAAAUGUUCUUCCCCGACGCGGAGAGUGCUCUCAACUACAACGAAAGACGGAACGAUCGCCAAAAAUUCUACACCUCGAGAUCGAUCGACAAGGAUUCAGUGGCGAACGCUGCCAUGGACUUUUCCGGCGCUACGGACAAAGAUCAGCUGCUUCUCUUACAGCAGAGAGCUGCGGAACUCUACAAAAACGUGAUUUCUCCGCCACAAGGAGCUGUGAUAGUACCAGUUGGUGUUCCAACGGCCACCAUUGGCGGCAGCAAAGAGGGAAUUGUUCUGAGAGACACCGUAGCUUUAGGCGAAUAUCAACAGAAGCUGCAAGAGAUGACAAAAUCGUGGCCACAAUUUCAACCGAACGCAGUUGCUGCUUUGAGCAACGGCUAUCAGACUCAACAGGUGACAACAGGUUACUCGACAGGUGGUUCUCCAGCUUCCGGUUACACUGGCUCGAUCAGCUGGCCGCUGAAUUUCGCACAGCCGAAGCAAGGUUACGACGUUAAAGAAGAUACCAUGGAACCACCGCACGAUUUUAGAACCAUGCCUAUACAGACGUCUCCUUAUCACACUUUUCAAGUUCCUAUUAAUAUCGCGAUCCCGCAGAAUGUUCAUGGGAGAGUAGAUAAAGAACGUAACAAAGUAAUAAUUUUGAUUAAAUUAAGAGUUGGAGAUUCUUAUUGGCAGAUAUCCUUAGUAGCAAAGAUAGCAGAGCGUUUGACGGAAAAUAGGGAGGUAGAGAAAAGGUCAAUACAGUCAGAUAAGGAGUUCGCAGGAGUGCACAUCCGAACUAUAGAGCAUCCCUUGGAGAUUAAAAUGGCUACGCAUGAUGUCCAGCAACGUGAGUUCUUCUAUUCCAGUGAAAGAUGA